AUGGAUAUGACUCCUACCACAACAACAACACCGAUUCCUAAAUCACCCGAACCCGAAUCCGAAACUCCGACCCGGAUCCAACCAGCGAAGCCCAUUUCCUUCAGCAACGGCAUCAUCAAACGCCACCACAACCAUCCUCUCAUCUUCACUUACAAAGAAUGCCUCAAAAACCACGCGGCGGCUUUAGGCGGCCACGCGCUAGACGGUUGCGGCGAAUUCAUGCCGUCUCCGUCGUCAAUCUCCACCGAUCCAACUUCUCUCAAAUGCGCAGCUUGUGGUUGCCACCGUAAUUUCCACCGCCGUGAACCAGACAGCGAUUCCUCAAUCCCUCCGCUUCCUUCCGCCGUCACCGCCGCAAUUGAGUAUCAACCUCACCACCGUCAUCAUCCACCACCACCACCACCACCACAAGCAGCUCCUCCUCCUCCUCGUAGCCCUAAUUCAGCUUCCCCUCCGCCGAUUUCUUCCUCUUACAUGCUUCUCUCUCUGUCCGGGACUAAUAACAACAACCUAGCUUUCUCCGAUCUCAAUUUCUCCGGCAACAAUCACCACCACCAAAUCGGAUCUCGAAAGAGAUUCCGAACGAAAUUCAGCCAAUUUCAGAAAGAGAAGAUGCACGAAUUCGCCGAUCGAGUCGGCUGGAAGAUGCAGAAACGCGACGAAGACGAUGUUCGAGAUUUCUGCCGUCAGAUCGGAGUUGACAAAAGCGUUCUCAAAAUUAAUUUUCAGUUUUUAAUUACAAGUUCCUUACCACGACGGUGUGCCUCGCUCGAUGAGGAAUAA
This is a messenger RNA of Thlaspi arvense, 783 nucleotides long. The record is from the annotation of a GenBank genome assembly. Lineage: Eukaryota; Viridiplantae; Streptophyta; Magnoliopsida; Brassicales; Brassicaceae.